AUGGAGAAGUCCACGGACCACGACACCCGUACCAGCAGGACUGGGCGAGUCAUCAAGCCGCCAACGGCAUUUACCCCGCCACCAGCCACCGUCGCUUCUGGAAAGCGUAAAGGUGGUUCUCGAAAGAAGGAAGCCAAUGUUGUCUGCAUACAUUGCAGUCGCGGCCAUAGCCCGGCCAACAACGCCAUCGUGUUCUGCGAUGGAUGCAAUAAUACAUGGCACCAGAAGUGUCAUGACCCACCAAUUGAUGAUCAAGUUAUCAUGUUGAAGGAUAUGGAAUGGCACUGUUGCAAAUGCAAGCCCGCACCUCGCCCGGCAGCGGCAAAAAAGAGCAAGCCCGUCAAGGCCAAGAAGGCGGGUCGGAUCCUGCACCCUCGAUUGCAGGCAGGACCUCGACUGGAAGUCGGUGGUGAUAGUUUCACCGCUGACGAGAGACGUGCAUAUCUCUCUAGUCUUUCACAUGCCCAACUGGUUGAGUUGCUCGUCCACAUCUCCACUCAAAAUCCAUCCGUGCCCAUGUUACCAGCCAACAUGAAGGAUCUGCCGGCAUCACAGUUCUUCUUCAAGCCGGCGAGCAAUGGAACCAAGAAACCAGAGACUGCGGAACAUAUCACCACGCCAGGUUCAACCAAGAGAACUCGGGCCGACGAAGAUCCAGCUGAUUCUGACUUCGACACCAAUUCUCGCAAGAGAUUUCGCACAACCUCUGCUUCGGCAAAAUCCCCUCCGAAAAACAUCUCGCCCGAAGCUGAUGCUGGGCCCUCAAAUCCCCCAACCGUUUCAACGACCGCCACUCCGGACCUGAUCACCCCAUCCGCUUCCACUCAUCCAAAACCCGGGCCCGAGACACCUUCUACGAACCGGUCACAGGGACGUCGUCUAUCGUUUGUCUCCCGAGACACAACACCUGAGGACUCGGACCCAGAUACCGAAGAUGACUUGUCCGAAGACGCAGUUGAAGACCAUCGCCUUUACCCACGAGCUGGCAAUGGUUUCUCACCUGCUCUUGACCCCGAGAAUCUCAAAAUCCUCGACGAGAGUCCAGAGUCUCAUACCUUCAGCCAUAGUGUUUAUGACCCUGCAAAGUCGGCACAAGAGAUGAAUGUUCCUCCUCGUGUCUGGCAAAGUCACAUGUAG
Messenger RNA from Penicillium subrubescens, 1137 nucleotides. Its product is annotated as phf1/phf2 family PHD finger domain-containing protein. The coding region runs from base 1 to 1137 and encodes 378 amino acids. The record is from RefSeq and is a predicted model, not a curated record. The transcript has a single exon. NCBI's taxonomy places the organism in Eukaryota, Fungi, Ascomycota, Eurotiomycetes, Eurotiales, Aspergillaceae.